AUGCUGAGGGGCAAAAGCUUAGUGAUAGGUUCAGUUCUGCUAAAGGACGGGAAUGUUUUAUUUGACAGUGCUGGACCCCCGCAAUCCAUUUUCGGCCAUAACAUAAGCCGCAGCACAAUCUUUGACUAUAACACUGUGUUUCGACACGGAUGGACACCAGAAAACGUGGCGCAAAAAAACAACGGCGAAUCAUGGGCAAUACGGGACAAGUGCCCAGCGGAAAACGACUACGCCAAGAAAUGGGACGCCGAGCGAGGACCACAGCCCAGAAGGAAGUAA
This is a messenger RNA of Akanthomyces muscarius, 279 nucleotides long. RefSeq lists its product as uncharacterized. The record is from RefSeq and is a predicted model, not a curated record. NCBI's taxonomy places the organism in Eukaryota, Fungi, Ascomycota, Sordariomycetes, Hypocreales, Cordycipitaceae. The transcript has 3 exons. Bases 1 to 279 code for a protein of 92 amino acids.